Messenger RNA from Sipha flava (yellow sugarcane aphid), 318 nucleotides. RefSeq lists its product as uncharacterized. The transcript has 4 exons. Bases 1 to 318 code for a protein of 105 amino acids. The record is from RefSeq and is a predicted model, not a curated record. Lineage: Eukaryota; Metazoa; Arthropoda; Insecta; Hemiptera; Aphididae.
AUGUUACAAAUAGAUCAAAAGGACUAUGGUCACUUCUCAAUCAACAUCAUAUACAAACUGGUAUAUCAUCCUCUUUAUUAUGUCGUCGUUGUUGAAUGCAAGUUCAAAGAUCAUUGGGGAUCCAUUUACGUGAUGGUAUUGACAAUAUGUGAUGCAUUGGUAUUGAUUGCUAUAUUUAUAACGAAUUAUCAACUGGCUUAUCCGUGGUUAAUUAUCAUGAAAAUGACUUUAAUUGGAGAAUUAUGUUUUAUUAUCAAAAUGUACAGUAAGAAUAGAUGCAAGCCAUCUGCAGCUCAUCUUUUUAAUUUUGUUUCCUAA